Ceratina calcarata is the source of this 1121-nucleotide messenger RNA. RefSeq names its product general transcription factor IIA subunit 2 (gene TfIIA-S). Gene Ontology annotation, biological process: transcription initiation at RNA polymerase II promoter. Gene Ontology annotation, cellular component: transcription factor TFIIA complex. The transcript is spliced from 4 exons. The record is from RefSeq and is a predicted model, not a curated record. Lineage: Eukaryota; Metazoa; Arthropoda; Insecta; Hymenoptera; Apidae. The coding region runs from base 248 to 571 and encodes 107 amino acids.
UAUUUGAUAAGGAUGUCGAAGCGUAAUAUUACCUUUGUUAUUGCCAGAAAGAGGAAAUCUCUGAUAAGACUUCCUGUUCCUAGUACAGAAUAGUACAGAUGUCGUUUCAUGACGUCAUCGUCGCAUAUCGCCGUACAGAAAGUAAUCAACAAAUACUGUGAAUCGUCUUCCUUACGUAUGAAGGUUACUUUCGCAUUAAUAAUCAUCGAUCUGUCUUAAUCUUUUGCUUGUUAUACAAUUAAGGACAAUGUCUUAUCAAUUGUAUCGAAACACGACGCUAGGUAAUACGCUACAAGAAAGUCUCGAUGAAUUGAUUCAGUAUGGACAAAUCACACCACAAUUAGCAAUUAAAGUGCUAUUGCAGUUUGAUAAGGCAAUAAAUCAGGCUCUGGCAACCAGAGUUAAAUCAAGACUUACAUUUAAGGCUGGCAAAUUAAAUACUUAUAGAUUUUGUGACAAUGUAUGGACUUUUAUGUUAAAUAAUGUUGAGUUCCGUGAGGUUCAAGAAGUCGCAAUAGUAGAUAAAGUAAAAAUUGUUGCUUGUGAUGGAAAAACCAUGGAUGCAAACUAAUUUAAAGAGAACAAUAUGUUAAUGAUUUUUGUAUUAUUACAGCACUGGAUGCAGAUACCGCAGCAAAGCGAUAACAUCAUAUUAUUUUGUAACUAUUUUAUAAUCUCUUAAAAAGAUAAAUAUUAAUUAUAAAAAAAAUUGCACUACAGAUAAAUUGACGAUAGGAGGCAAACUAAGUAUACUUAACAAUCUCCAUUCACUUUUUUAGUAAUAGUUGAAGUUUAUUGUACAAUUUUAAUCUUCACGCUAUGUUGAAAGUAAAAUCACAAAUAUUACUUAAUUUUUUACCAUAUCAGAACUAGCGUUAGCUUUAUUUUUAUAUGGUAUGUGGGAAUGAUUAGAUUUUACACAUUGUAGGACAUCUAUUAGACGUUUACUUUUAAAAAACAGAAAUAUAUUGUAUAAUAUAAUCUUUCCAUGUGGUCCAAUUUGUUGUUCCAAAGAUGUAAAUAAUUCUUCAAAUGAGACUGCAAAGUAUAAUUAGAUAUUUAAGUGAUGCAAAAUGACAUUAAAGUCGUAAUCGAGUGUCGAAACUUGAUUCACCACAGUU